AUGGCGCUUGUCGAAGUAACAAACAUAAUCUUUGAAAAUGAAUUGGCUUUGUUCUAAACUCCCAUAUCUAUGCAAAUAACCUUUGAAGUUCUUAAUGAUUUAACUGAUGAAAUAGAAUGGAAGUAAGAAAUUAAAAUUAAUUCAGUUUAAUUUAUAUUGGAUCUCCGUUGAGUGAGAAAUUUGACUAAGUCUUAGAUAAUUUUAGUAUGGGUCCAUUGUAAAGAGGAGUAAUGUAGUUCACAAUAACCAGUCAACCUCCUAAUUACUAAUUAAUACCAUCAAAGGAAGAUUUGUUUAGUGUAUCCGCCUUAAUAUUGACCGCCAAAUAUAGGUAAAAGGAAUUUUUUAGAGUUGGUUAUUAUGUCUAUAAUAAUUAUACAGAGGCAGAAUUGAUUGAAAAUGAGCCAUAAGUAGUAUUAAUAGAUAGAGUUUAUCGAUAAAUAAUGGGAAGUAAUCCUCGAAUAACAAAAUUUCCUAUAGAUUGGGAAGGAUAAUUAACCUAACUUUAUGUUCCACCAACCAAUUAAUAGUUUAUGUUUGAGUCUUUGAUUCAACAAUAGUAAGGUGGAGUUGGAAUGCAAACAGAGUAAAAUGAGCAAGUUUAAUAAGGAUAAUAGAGCAGCACAUUCACACAAAAUUUAUUUUGA
Molecule: messenger RNA, 647 nt
Organism: Paramecium pentaurelia
Lineage: Eukaryota; Ciliophora; Oligohymenophorea; Peniculida; Parameciidae
Source: the annotation of a GenBank genome assembly